UUCUAACAGGAGGGGGCCCUGGGUUUAGUGGCCCCCCAUCUACCAUGUUCUGGUGCCGUCAUUGCUCCUAAGCUGCCUGCUUUUCUCACAAAGCCAAUCUGCCUUCAGAAAGCCACAAUGCACAAAUGGAGAGGUGUGCGAUCCACAAGCCUGUCCUUUUUGCCUGAGUAGAAGGUUUUGUCUUCCAACCAGAAUGAUCAGAAUGCUUUAAUUUUUAAAAUUGGCUUCUUCAUCGCACAAGGGACUCCUGUUACAUUUCUCUGCUUUUUCCCGGUGCCAAAGCCGGGCACUCGCUGUUCCAGGGUGGGUAGAUCCCGUAACAUCUUGACUUGCUUUCCUGGAUUCCUGUUUGUUGCCUUCGCCAGCCGGUACCAUGUCAGGAAGCCCUGGACCUUUCUUGGUGUGGGUACAAGAAGUAGCCACGCUGCUUAUGUUGCGGGUGCGCCGCACGGUCCUGCAGACGGCCAUUCUACUCUGCGUGCUGUUGCUUCUCCUCUGGAUCUCAAUCUUCCUUUAUGGCAGCUUCUAUUACUCUUACAUGCCCACGGUCAGCUACGUCAGUCCUGUGCACUACCAAUUCAGGACAGACUGUGGCCUCCCUGGACCUGAACUCUGCUCCUUUCCUGUUGCCAACAUUUCUUUCAUCAAGGACAGCCGUGACCAGGUUCUCAUGUAUGGCCAGCCCUAUCGAAUUUCGAUGGAAUUGGAGUUGCCCGAAUCCCCCGUCAAUCAGAACCUGGGCAUGUUCAUGGUGGUGAUUUCCUGUUACACAAAAGGCGGCCGUGUCAUUUCUUCCUCCGCCCGAGCUGCCAUGUUACACUACCGUUCGGGCCUGUUGCAGAUCCUCAACACACUUGCUUAUGCUGGCCUCUUCCUGGCUGGGUUUACAGAACAGAAACAAACUCUGGAAGUUGAGCUGUUCUCAGAUUACAAAGAGGAUUCUUACGUUCCAACCAUUGGAGCAGUUAUUGAAAUCCAGACCACUAGAAUUCAGAUUUAUGGGGCACAGCUGAGAAUUCACGCGCAUUUCACUGGAUUGCGGUACCUUCUCUACAACUUCCCCGUGACGUCUGCCAUUCUGGGGGUGGUCAGCAACUUCUCUUUCCUGAGCGUCAUCGUCCUCUUCAGCUACUUGCAGUGGAUCUGGGGCAGUCUGUGGCCGAAAGAAACUCUUUCUGUCCAGAUACCUGGCCGGGAAAAAUCUGGAGCCGUCCAAGCGCUGGAAGAUUCGCGUCGGCAGGUUUUGUUUCCUAAAGACGGCUCUGGAGAAGAAGAGACGCCUUUGCCACAGCCAGAAGAUGUGGGCGUUGCCGAAGGAGAGAAAUUAUCCAAGGCAGUUUCUACAACACAGGUGAAGAAAAGCAGUCUUGGAAAAUCCGAUUUUGGGACAGAAUCUAGCGUGGGCACAACCUCAAAUGAAGACGCAGAGUACGACUCACUGGAUGACGGUUCCCUACUUGGUGAGGUCAACUUCCCCACCUCUUCGCUGGAGGGGGAUGGCUCGGACCUCCUGCCCCCCUUGACCAGGACCCUCAACCCUGGCUCGGAGAUCCGUCAGAGAAGCAGCUGCUCCAGUUCCUGAGCAGGCUUGGGUGCGAAUCAUGCCAGGAACCUCUCUUUGCACUCCCAGUAGCCCACCACAGGCCUUGCUCUCCCAAGGGCUGCAUUUACUCCCUGCUUAUGUUUACAUUCCAGUACCUUCUCCUUACCAGGAAACACUGUAAGUUAAAUAAAAGUUAAACUACGAAUCACUAACAAA
This is a messenger RNA of Candoia aspera, 1759 nucleotides long. It is a transcript of the gene BSCL2, whose product is annotated as BSCL2 lipid droplet biogenesis associated, seipin. NCBI's taxonomy places the organism in Eukaryota, Metazoa, Chordata, Lepidosauria, Squamata, Candoiidae. The record is from RefSeq and is a predicted model, not a curated record. Gene Ontology annotation, cellular component: endoplasmic reticulum membrane. Bases 374 to 1582 code for a protein of 402 amino acids. The transcript has 10 exons. Gene Ontology annotation, biological process: lipid droplet organization; lipid storage.